AUGGCUUUUCCAAACACCUACGGUCUGAUCUUUGCCUGUACCUGUGGGCUCAUCCUGGGCAUCGGGCUCUGUGCCAACCUCCUGGUCUUCUCCCUGUUCGCCAAGCACAACACGUUACGCAAGAACCGCCUGGACGUCCUCUUGCUCAGCAUGACCUUGGCCGACUUCCUCACCCUCCUGCUCAUUCCCUUCACCCUUCACUCCGCCCUCAACCACACCUGGCCUCUGGGCGACACCUCCUGCAAAAUCUACCAGUUCCUGCUCGCGUUCAGCCUGGCGGCCAGCACGUACUCGCUGUGUGCCGUGUCCAUGACCCGCGCCAUGAUCGUCACCAACCCCCACCAUCCUCCCACCAUGGACCUGGUCAUCCUCAUGUUCGUCCUGGUCUGGGCUCUGAGCUUCUUCAUCAGCCUGCCUCUCCGGAUGUUUGCCAACAAAGAGAGUUUGGGCCCAGGUUUGGCCAACUUCACCUUCUGCCUUCCGACCAUACACGAACAUCACUACCAGGUGGUCCUCAGCCAGUUCGUGCUCUACUACUUCAUUCCGAUGCUCGUCAUCGCCUUCAACUACGUACGCCUAGCCGUCUUCCUCCACAGGACCCCCGUAAUGUCCAUGUCCAGCGCCAGGAACACCCGCCGGGCGUCCGUCAUGGUGUUCCUGGCUGCAGCCACCUUCUCAGUGUGCUGGCUGCCCGGCUACGUGCUGGAACUGUGCGUGUACCUGGGCCUGUACCGACACGGACAGGCCUGGGACGUGUUCUACUUUACUUGUACGGUUCUCCAGUACCUGCACCCAUGUGUCAACCCCGUGCUCUACGUGCUGCUGUCUAAGCGCUACCGCCACACGAGGGCAGUGUGGUUCUUCAGCUGUCACAGAAACAGAGUGCAGCCGCAGGUCGUCAGCGUCAGCACUGACAGUUUUCAGAACUGA
Molecule: messenger RNA, 930 nt
Organism: Cynoglossus semilaevis (tongue sole)
Lineage: Eukaryota; Metazoa; Chordata; Actinopteri; Pleuronectiformes; Cynoglossidae
Product: galanin receptor type 2
Exons: 1
Coding region: 1-930 (309 amino acids)
Biological process (GO): G protein-coupled receptor signaling pathway
Cellular component (GO): plasma membrane
Molecular function (GO): neuropeptide receptor activity
Source: RefSeq, a predicted model, not a curated record